Molecule: messenger RNA, 2727 nt
Organism: Xiphias gladius (swordfish)
Lineage: Eukaryota; Metazoa; Chordata; Actinopteri; Istiophoriformes; Xiphiidae
Gene: mpeg1.1
Product: macrophage expressed 1, tandem duplicate 1
Exons: 2
Coding region: 1-2139 (712 amino acids)
Biological process (GO): defense response to bacterium
Source: RefSeq, a predicted model, not a curated record
AUGAGGACAGCAGUGACCCUCCUGGCUCUCUCUCUCCUUCAUGUCUGCUGUCCUGUCCCAGUCAGCCGCCCGACCAACUGGCUCAGACAAUGUCGUGCCUCCACCAACCUCUCGAUCACAGCCCUGGAGGUGCUGCCAGGUGGAGGCUGGGACAACCUCCGGAACAUGGAUAUGGGUCGAGUCAUGAACAUCAGCUACCUCCAGUGCCAGACCACUGAGGACGGGGUCUACCUCAUCCCAGACGAGGUGUAUGUCAUCCCCCACAAAGAGACGGGUGUGGAGACCAACUCAGAGAUAAUCAACUCCUGGCUGGAACAGAAAAGCUCUACCUCUUACUCCAUAAAUGCAGACAUAUCCUUCCUCUCUGUGAUGAAUGGUAAAUUUUCAACUGAGAACCAGAGGAUGAAGACCCAUCAGGUCAAGGACUCUUCAACUACAGCCAGGGUGCAGGUUCGUAACUUCAUCUACACAGUUAAAGCUUAUCCAGACUUCACUUUGGACACACGCUUUGCUCAACAAGCCAAGGAGAUAGGUGAUGCAAUUGAAAACAACCAGACGAGGAAUGCAGAUUAUCUCUCAGAGAAGAUGGUACUGGACUAUGGAACUCAUGUAAUCACAAGCGUCGAUGCUGGGGCUACGUUGGUGCAGGAAGACUACCUCCGUUCUACAUAUGUGUCGGACAGCGUGUCACAAACGUCCUCUGUCAAAGCUCUGGCUGGCUUCAACUUUUUUGACAAACUCAAGUUUGAAAUAAGCAGUCAGAAUACCCAACAAAGCUCAUCACUUCAAACCUAUCAGUCCAACAUUCAGUACUCUCUCGUUCAGAGCCACGGAGGCGGCACACCUUUCUAUCCUGGCAUCACUCUGCAGAAGUGGCAGGAAAGUACCAGAAACAACCUGGUUGCUAUCGAUCGCUCAGGAUUUCCCUUACACUACUUUAUAAACAUCAACACCAUUCCUGAUCUGCCGCAGCCAACCGUUGGAAAAGUGGCUCUGAGAGUGAGUCAGGCCAUAGAGCGAUACUACAAGGUCAACACCCGCCCUGGCUGUGUCGACAUCAACUCCAAGAACUUUAACUUCCAGGCCAACAUUGAUGAUAAUUCCUGUGAGGGCCCUGCCACAAACCUCAGUUUUGGCGGCGUCUACCAAGAGUGUAUUCAGCUCAGCCCAGAUGCGGGUCCACUUUGCGAUGCCCUGGCCCAGAAAAACCCUGCAACGGGUGACUUCUCCUGUCGUUCGCCUUACUCCCAAACUUUACUGAGAUCAGAAGUAAGACAGCAGGGUUACAAUGUGCGCCACUGUUAUGAGAGAGGGCAUCCCUGUGGAUUUUUGUGGUUGAAGACUUGCUAUAAAUCAGAGUGUCAUGACAACUACUAUGUUCGCUCUGCUCGCAUCAACACCUACUGGUGCUCUGUAAAAGGAAAAGCCCCCGACGAAUCAGGGUAUCUUUUUGGAGGAAUAUACAGCCCCUCUCUCCUGAACACCCUCACCAAAGCUAAAAGCUGCCCACCAAAGUUCAUUCCACUAAAGUUUCUCUCGGAUGGCCAAGUGAUGUGUGUGAGUAACGACUAUGAAGCCGGCACCAGAUACGCAGUAUCGUUCGGAGGCCUCUUCAGCUGUCAGUCAAACAACCCCCUGGCAGGAGACCAACAUCGCUGCCCUCCCAUGUUUAGUCAGCACCUUGCCGCAGUGAGUGACGGCUGUGAAAUUCUUUUCUGUGUCCAGUCAGGACUGUUCACAGGUGGGCAGCUGCUGCCAGUUCGUCUGCCUCCUUUCACCAAAGCUCCACUUGUCAGCAUGCAAGCCACCAACACGGUAAUGGUGAUGACUGAAGGAGAAAAGAGCUGGGUCAGAGUGGGGCAGACCAAGAUGUGGAAACUGGCCAAGCCAGAGGAAAUUGAAGAAAUUUUGCGUAAGCUUGACCCAGAAUUGAGUCAGAUGUCUGGUGGAGAAAAGGCCGGGAUAGCCUUUGGGGUGAUAGGUAUAAUGAUGCUGGUGAUCAUAGGGGCAGUGCUCCUGGAGAAGAGGAGGAGGGGGGGAAGGCUGUCCGGGUUUAGGACGGCUGUGGGCUAUGAGAAACUACAUGGAGAGGAUGAGGGUGAUAAAGGAGAGAGUGAGACACAGCAAGAUGAGGCUUGAGAAAAACAUAGCUUAGAGGCUUGGCACCCAGAGACGGGUUAAUCUAGUUUGGCAGAUUUUGUUUUGUUUGUCACUUCAUUGUCUCCUCAGGAAUCACGUUCCCGUGUCUUACAGGAGUGGAAAGUUUUCAUGUUCAAGUACAAGCUAGUAAAAGUAAUCGUUUUAACAACUCAUUUAUUGGUACACAUUUUUGCGUGAUAGGAUGAUGUGUACUUUAAGCUGUUAGUGUCUGUAAACUUUGCAUUUUGCACCUACUAACUUUAGACAAUAUCAUACUGCAUUAAAUUAGAUCAAAAUCACACAUGCACUCCAGGGCAAUCUGCCUUUGAAAUCACAAAAGGGUGCACUGAAAGCAGAAUGCUGAAGUGAUCUCAAAAGGCCAUGGUGAACCAAUACUGCCCCCAUGAGGCCCAGAUGCACAAAGCCAUUUAGUUGGAAACAUUUCUAUCCCCUGUUUAAGAACUUGAACGCGUUGUUUGGCUUUGUCUGAAGGCACAAUUCAUAUAACAUGUUGUUUACAAAUAUUUUUACAGAUGAUUGAUGAAAACUUUGUAAUUUUUGUAUGAAUAAAAGGAGCAUUAGAUUAAG